AUGAGCGACGACGACUUCGGCUCUGAAAUUGAGUACGACGCGGCGCUGGAGGAGACGCUCCAGGCCGUCGAGAGCGGCAAGGCCGUGCCUGCCGACCCGAAACCGAUUACCGACAUUGAGGACCUGGCCGUUGGUCUGUCGCCGUUCGAGGAGUUCCGGAAACGGGGCUCGCUGUCCGUCACCGAUCUCGUCGGUACGCUCUGGUGUGAGGUCCAGUUCGACUACCGCCAGCGCACGUUACCGUUCCUGCCGCCGGCGGCGCGGAGGAAGGUCAUCAAAACACCCAAGGGCGCGGCCAUCCAGGUCGACCAGGUCAAGGUCGAGGACAAGGACCGCAUACUGAAGCGCGGCGAAAAGAUCCACAAGCGGCUUGAGCGCGAGAUUCACCCCGAAGAGGUCGUUGUGCGUAGCACCAGCGUCGAGGAGACAUGGGCAAUCCGCAUGCUCAACAUGCUCUCCUCGCUCGAGGCACUCAUCAGCCUGGGCAAGUGCCGAGAGAUGCCGAUCUGUGGUUUUGUCGGCGACGUGUACGUGUCCGGCAUCAUUGACGAGAUUGAGCGGAAGCCGAUCGAAACCAGCACGCCUAGUACGCCAGGCAAGGUCAAGCGGCAGUCGACGCUCAACGAUUUCUUUGGCGGCACUCGCCCCCCAACACACCGUCUCAUCAUCAGUGACUCCAAGACGCGCGCUUCUGGUACGUUGCCCAAGUUUGAGGACACGCGUGCUGGACAGUAUCAGGUCAUGCUGUACAAGGAGCUCCUGGAUGCGCUCAUGAUGACCGCGCCGAAUCCCGACGCUACAGCCGACUCCAUUCUCCCUACGAGCACGACCGGUGGCUUCGCCAAGAUCUUUGACCACCUCGGCCUCAACGCUGGUGCGCCGUUCAGUGAAGGCUUCCUUAGUCAGGCCAAUGCCAUUAUCGUCGGCAAUGGACUCAGGUGGGGGGCGAGCGACGCCAAGUGCCUUCUGCAGCUGGCGGACUGCUGGGAGCAGUACGUGCAGGAGCUCGGCCUCGACCUGGGCAAGGGGAAGAACGACAAAGCGAGCGGGGACGAGCUGCAGCUAGUGUUUCGUAGAGCGGGACACGACAAAAAGUAUCGCUCGAGGAAGAGGAGGAAAAAGGGGUGGGCGGGCAAGCGGAGGAGAUCAGGAAGGUCGCGCCGCCAGCAGACACCGACGGGCGAGGACACGGACAUCCAGAAGGCGUUCCACCUCAGUUUGCUGGACGUGUCCGACCCGCCAGCUUCGCACAUGACCGAGUCACAAGUGUCGGCAAUCUUAGACCCGCCGAUUACUGCUCCCACAGAGACGCAACCCUGCCAGUCUGCGAGUUCACUGCAGCGCAACGACAGCACGGCUUCGCUUUUCGACCAGGACUCAGAGCAAGACCGCGAGGAUGAUGAGCUGGCGCUCGCGAUCGAGAUGAGCUUGACGCAGGAGCCCGCCCCUAUGGUCCCCACCCAGACAGUGGAGGUGCCCGUCAUCUCGUCGCAGGAGUCGCCUGAAACACUCAAGUCGCCUCUUCCCCAGUCUCAGCUCGAGCCCGAGGAAGACGAAGACGGCACCUCUGGUGCAAUCAUUGGUCGUCUCACAUUCCCCCACGAUCCCAAGGCUCUCGCGGAGCACCUGGCCUGGGCGCUGGGAUACUGGCGCGGCGAGCGGGAGCCGCAAGGUGUCCCGCUGGAGCACACGCGCCGCUGCGCGUGGUGCGAGUUCGAGGACGGGUGCGAGUGGCGCGCAGCAAAGGCGCGCGAGGUGCUCGAGGCGAAGCGGAAGGCGAGGAUUGACGGAUUGCGGCCGCUGCCCGCUCUCCCCCUCCCACCUUGA
This is a messenger RNA of Trichosporon asahii var. asahii CBS 2479, 1827 nucleotides long. RefSeq lists its product as uncharacterized. NCBI's taxonomy places the organism in Eukaryota, Fungi, Basidiomycota, Tremellomycetes, Trichosporonales, Trichosporonaceae. Gene Ontology annotation, molecular function: single-stranded DNA 5'-3' DNA exonuclease activity. The coding region runs from base 1 to 1827 and encodes 608 amino acids. Gene Ontology annotation, cellular component: nucleus; mitochondrion. The transcript is spliced from 2 exons. Gene Ontology annotation, biological process: interstrand cross-link repair. The record is from RefSeq and is a predicted model, not a curated record.